UUGGUUAAAUCCUGCUUUUCAAUAUAAUGAGGAGAAUUUUUGCCGGAAACCAGCAGUACAUAUGGCUGUUUUGGACUAUAUUGGGACAAAAUAUGAUGGUGACAAAGAGAAGGUAAUUAAGGAAACCCAAUAUUUUCGAGACCGUAUUGGGAGCUUUGAUAGAGAGCUUGCAUUGUCAACAAGCACAACCACUCAUCCAGAUGAAUGGUGGAAGUUGUGGGGUGCUGAUGCUCCAAACUUGCAAAAAUUGGCAAUUAGAAUCCUUAGCCAAACUUCCGCUUCUUCUGGAUGUGAGCGUUGUUGGAGUUUAUUUGACCAAAUACACUCUAAGAGGAGAAAUAGAUUGGAGCAUCAAAGGCUCAAUGAUCUUGUGUUUGUUCAUCAUAACUUGUGA
Quercus robur (English oak) is the source of this 394-nucleotide messenger RNA. RefSeq lists its product as uncharacterized. Bases 62 to 394 code for a protein of 110 amino acids. Gene Ontology annotation, molecular function: protein dimerization activity. The record is from RefSeq and is a predicted model, not a curated record. Lineage: Eukaryota; Viridiplantae; Streptophyta; Magnoliopsida; Fagales; Fagaceae. The transcript has 2 exons.